This is a messenger RNA of Odontomachus brunneus, 5627 nucleotides long. RefSeq lists its product as uncharacterized. Gene Ontology annotation, molecular function: protein binding; GTPase activity; GTP binding. Bases 53 to 2338 code for a protein of 761 amino acids. NCBI's taxonomy places the organism in Eukaryota, Metazoa, Arthropoda, Insecta, Hymenoptera, Formicidae. The record is from RefSeq and is a predicted model, not a curated record. The transcript has 13 exons.
ACGACUCUGUUGUCGACCCAACAACAGUCCGAGAUCACCCGACACGGCAAACAUGGCGUUGGAUUUCGCAGCCACGUACAAGGUUCUGGUGCUGGGCGACUCAAACGUCGGCAAGACCUGCAUCGUGCAUCGCUACUGCGACGAACGGUACUACGACACUUACAUCUCGACGAUAGGUAUCGAUUUCAAACAGAAGAUCAUUAACUUAGACGGCACGCCGAUAAAAUUGCAAAUAUGGGAUACCGCCGGCCAAGAAAGAUUUCGAACUUUGACAACGGCGUACUAUCGCGGUGCCAUGGGUAUCCUUUUGAUGUACGACGUCACUAGUUUGGAGAGUUUUAACCAUCUGUCUUACUGGCUACGAAAUAUCCAAGAAAAUGCGUCACCGGACGUAGUAAAAGUUUUGGCAGCCAACAAAUGCGACGCGACCGCGCACCGCGCCGUGGACGCUGAGAGAGGUCAGAAGAUCGCGGAGAACUUCGAUAUGCCCUUCUUCGAGGUAUCGUGCAAGGAGAACAUAAAUAUCGAAGAAGCUUUCCUCACUCUAGCCAGAAGGAUACGGGAACAACGAGGCCGGCGGGCCAGCCUGUUCGAGGCCUCCGAGAGAGAAGGCGCGGACAGUGUGAUCAAGGCGCAGUCCCCGUCUCAACAGGGUGAUGCCUGGAGGAUGGAGGCGAUAGUGGAGUAUAACUACGUGGCGCAGGAGGACGACGAGUUGACCCUGAGAAAGGGUGACAUCAUCACCGAGAUCAAGAUGAUGCUCGGGGGCUGGUGGGAAGGCACUUUGCGAGAUAAGCGUGGCAUGUUUCCUGACAAUUUCGUUAAGGUAUUAGAACCAUCAUCAACCAGUGGUGGUAGCAGCAACAAUGAGACUAUAAUUAGCGUCAAGUCUGAUGAGGUCACUUUGAGAAACGGUUCUAGCAGACGUCUCUGCAAAGUCCUCUUCAGUUAUGAACCUUGCAAUGAGGAUGAAUUAACUCUAGUACCGCAAGACUCCAUAGAGUUCUUAGGAGAAGUGGAAGAGGGAUGGUGGAGAGGUCGUCUCAGAGGUAAAGUCGGUGUGUUCCCUUCCAACUUUGUUUCCCCUCCUGUUCCUGAGGAGCAGGACAAGCAUAAGGAUCGAGAUAAAAAGGAGAUGUGCAGGGUACUCUUUCCUUAUGAGGCUGCUAAUGAGGAUGAACUCACCUUCAUCGAGGGAGAGAUCAUCACACUUUUAUCCAAGGAUGCACCAGACAAGGGUUGGUGGAAGGGAGAAUUGAAUGGACAUGUGGGCUUGUUCCCUGAUAACUUCGUGGAGGUUAUCGGUGGGAAGAAUGAACACCAAGAAUCAGACCAGUGGCACGAUUCAACGUCGGUCAGUACAAAAUUGAGCAUUAGGCAUUCCCACCAAGUGAAGAAAAGCGAGAAGGCGCACGUUAGAAAAAGUUUGGACUCUAGGAAUGUGCAUCCGAGUAAUAUAUCAGAUCACUUUCCUGUCAUAGACAGCACUAAAAAGGCCCUAUCGACGUCGUCUUCCUCCAUAUCGACAUCAUCGACAGUUGCCGGGACCGGAACUGCAGGCGGUGAUAAGAAAGCGGUUAGUGGCCACUCGAUCAUAUCGAGCCUGAAACGUCUCGUGAGCGACGUGGGGAAUAAUAACGGUAUCGGAAACACGAGUGCCGCUUUGGGCGAGGAGCUAGACGGAGUGGAGCGAGGGGAGGGCGCGCCGCUUUCGCAUUUGACAGCUUCUCGCGCUAAAGCGCCUCGCCGACGCCCGCCUUCUUCGCAACAUCUGCGCCAUCACGCUGCUGGCUCCGGUAGUGUGAACGCGGUCCUUACGCUACCUGCCGUUCCCAGCACUACACUGGAGGAUGAUUUAUCUAAUGGGCGUGCCGAUACCAUGUUGGAGCAAAUAGCGGAUGAAGAGACAGAUGGGCUUGCGGCAAAAGCGAAGAGAAAAGCACCAUGGGUCGAGGAAUUAAAGAUGAAUCAGAUGGAGAGGAGGAAGACUGCGGUCGAGCGGACAGACAAAGUAGAAGUGAAGAAAGAACGGAAUUUCUCACGAUUGAUGACGCAAACGAACGUCGUGGAUCCUGUCAAUAAAGCGGACGCUGACAACGACGAUAGUAAACAGAAAGAGGCAAAAAGUCCGAGAGCCGACCCAAGCCCCCACACUGACAACAGUCCCGCUACGCCAUCCGGACAGCCGGCCUACGUUCCAUAUGCCCUUUACAGCAAGUUAUUGGAAAGGGUCGCCGCGUUAGAAGAGAAGCAAGCAGUAUUGCAACUGACGGUAGGACAACUCUCCGAACAGCUCGUACCUCUCCUUGCGAAUGCAUCGAUUAACAGCAAAGUAUAAUACGUAUCGACAUAAAAGAGAGUGAGAGUGAGAGAGACAGGGAGAAAGAGAGAAAAAUCGAUAGUAUAUUUAUCUGCCCGUACUACCAGUGUGUUUUCUCAUUGCGCCAUUAAUGAGAAAGGAACUAAUGCUGCUGCUAGCAUAUAAUGUUUAUUGCUAUAUUAAUGUUGUUAUAUAUUUAUUCAGUUUUUGGUAGCAUCCGUUUAUUGUUUGCUCCGUCAAUGCAGUAUUCGUGUGGGCCGAUAAAAAAAAGAACGCAACAUUCCAUACGACAUUCUUCGCCUAUAGAAGUAUUAUAUCUUGUCACUCUUGAUUUGCCGAUAAUUUUAACAGAUCUCACUCUGACUGCCUUUGUAUUUCCCCCUUUCCCGUCUUGAUAGUCUCGGCUGUUUUAUAACUGUUUGCUCGUAGUAUUCGCGGUAUGACGACUUCAAUCGUGACGGCUCCAUUUCCUUUAAUUUUAAGCUCACGACACAUAUCAGAAACUCGCGCGACAUAAAUCCUCAAUGUAUAUUUGCACAAAUUUUAGAUCGUUGCGACGAAACCUUCCUCCCCCACAUUAUAUCAGUAGCACGACAAAUCUUGCGACGUAAAGUUCCAAAAACAAAAAAAAAAAAGAAAAAAAAAAAAGAAAAAGAAAAUGGCGCAAGUGUCCUUCCAAGUGGGUGUCCGUGCUCAGUUUUACCAAUCUGCAUUUAAUUUGUUGUUUUAUAUAUUACUCAUUUUUUGUGUGAAUUCGCGUAUCUUCUAAGAGAAUUUACGCGAGAUUGCUGAUUAUUUUAAUUUUAGUGUCAAGCGAUAAGGAAUCGUAGAGGAAGAAAACGAGUACUUAAAUUCGUAGUUCUCGAUAGGGCGUAAGAAUAUCAAUUGUGAUCCUUUCAUCUUUUUUGUCCAACGAAUACAGCUGCCUCGCGAUCGUUGCGUGAUGAUUUGCCGUAAGUUUCUUGAGUAAUCCGUGUGCCAACGCAAAGCAUUUCUGUUCGUCGUAUUUUUCCGGGAUGCCUCAUUCGACGAUAGGAGUAAGUGAUACCCUUGUCGAUCGUUUCGGCAAGUGAUAUAUCACCGAACUGUGACUAGUAAUGACCCGUACAAGCCUAAGUCGACACGUACGUCGAGCCAUUAUUUUCCACCCGCUUAUCAAAGCAUAUUCCAUUUUUGAGUAUGUCUUUGAAACGGUGCUAAUAACGCGAUAUGUGAUAUAUCGUAGUGUGUCGCAUGGUUAUAAUGUACACGUUUAGGAAUGAGGCAGCAAGAGAUCCGUGAGAAAUAGCUUCUGUUGUUUUGAAUGAAAGUAUCGUGACAGAACGAUAAAAGCUCUAGGCGCCCUGUAGCCCACUUAGAGACAAGAAAAGAAAAAGAGGAGAAACGAGAAAAAAAACGACAGAUUAGCAGGUUUAUUCGAUGUAAUCGCGAAUCGUGUUGACUAUGAAGAAGAAAUGAUGUUUUUAUUUUUUUAUGACGACGGAAUUUUAAGUGGAUAUGGUAAAAGUAACGAAGAUUUAUAGAUAUAUGAGAGAGGAAUGCGAGAGAAACGAGAAACGCUAUUUAGUUUUUUAUAUCGGUAUUUCACGAGACAUAGUUGAUGCUUUAGCUAACAAUAGCGGACUGAAAGGUUUUCCUCCGAUAGCAAGUCAGGUUGAUACAAAUAUCUAUAUCUAUAUACAUAUGUAGGUUUUAUUCUUUUCUGUUGAUUUUUCUGUCUUUUUUUAAAGAGAACCAUGUGUGAGAUUGAUGUGUCAUGCAAAUAAUUGUGAAGUCUAGCAGAAUCUAGGAUUUUAACGCAUUUAUUUGGUCGUUGAAUGUAUUCAUUUGUUGAGUCAUCAUUCGUCAGUGAACUACGCAAUAUUCAACGCUUGUGCAACAAAAUCUAUACUUUUUUUGCAGCGACUCAGUCACUCAAUGGCGUGUCUCGCGAAUUUAAUCGUAUUUACACUUGACAUUUGUAGUCUCGAUAAUCUCGCGAGAGAAAAUUUGUGUUUGCGUAUAAACGAAGUAUUUCUUUGUCUCAAAUUUAUUUUCACGGAUAAUAACGUUUUAAUUGUUAUCGAUUGUGUAUCAAAAGUCCGUCCCCGAAACGCCGAAAAGAGAUCAAUGAGCAGAUUCAUCGUAUAAGUUGUUCCCCUUAAGGCUGUAAUAUCUUCGUAAAGUGCAUUUCUUAGUGGAAACUUCGUACGUUGAGUAAUUUUAUAAUGUGACUGUUUUGUUUCUUUAUAUUCCUUUGCCUUGAGGAAAGUAUUAUUGUUAGUGUAUCGUUCAUAGUGUUUAUUUAAAGUAGAUUGAUAUGCACAUAUACUGGAAUUAAAAAAGAAAAUUUUUACAUCGCGAAGUAAAUUCGUGAUGAUCAGUUAUGACAAAAGUUGAGUGAUAAUACACGGUGUAUAUAGUAACUAUUAUACUCUUACCUAAUAGAUAAAAGCAUAAUAAAAUAAAAACAUAAUAAAAUACAUACACUUUUUUUAAAUCCUCCGUCGCAGUUGUGACGUCGGAUAUCUCGUGUACUAUCACUUUAAUUCGUGUCGUAACCGAUUAUCGCACAAGCUCAUGAGUAACGAACUCGUAAUCGUGACCACUUCUCGUGAUGUGCUUCUAACUUCGCCGGAAAAAGCGUGCGCAAACUGUUAAACAAUUGAAGAAGCGUACAAUUAUAUGAGAAUAGCUUCCACAAAGUUCGACAAGCUAUAAGACCCGAUCUACAAUAGAUGCAGUAAGGAGUAGGAGUAGGAGUAAAAAGUAAGCAGUAAGUAAAUGGACCAAUCACAAUCGAUUAUUCUUAAAUCGUGAGAAUGGAAUUGGCCAAUUUGCUUACUGCUUAUUUCUCACGCCUAUUCCUACUCCUUACUCCAUCUAUUGUAGAUCGGGCCUAAUUGAUUAACGAAAUCGCCUUUAACAAUGUAAGGAUCUGCCUGCGUUUGCGGGAUAUUGUCAGUCAAAAAGUUCAGUUUGUAAUUCCGUCUUCUCCGACGGCAAAUCGAUCACUAUUACCUUCAUACGAAUUUCGUCAAAACUUUGACGAUAUAUCAUAGACUACGAUGGUAAUCACUCAAUCGACGAAUAAUUCGUUGUCGUUAAGCACAAUGAAGUCAGAUUUGACUGAGAAAUCGAAAUUUUUUGACUGACUCGGUAGAAUCUUGCGGAUGAUUUCGCGAAGCGCUUACUUUCUGCCCAAUUUCACGCGAGACUGCUUUCGUUGAAUGACAAAAAUUUGACACGUAACUAACGUUCGUUUCUAACGUGAUAACCAAGGGCAACUCUCUUAAUCGGCAUUUAACAUUGACCAUGCUUACGAAAA